Molecule: messenger RNA, 2293 nt
Organism: Durio zibethinus
Lineage: Eukaryota; Viridiplantae; Streptophyta; Magnoliopsida; Malvales; Malvaceae
Source: RefSeq, a predicted model, not a curated record
UCCAUCUCUUUAUCUUAUGUUAAGAAAAAAACUCAUAGAUACAGAUAUUAGUAUAGAUUCCUUAAACAAAAAAAAGAAAAAGAAAAACUGACUAAAUCCACCCAACCCCACCCCAUCCCGCAUCUUCGCGCCGUUCACCGUUCACUCAUUCCUUCCUUCCUCAAUUUCCACAAUCCAUUCGCGAUUUCCCUCUCGCCUCUCCCCACCAGCAGCAGUCUUUGCCAGUCUGCCUCUGAUCUCAACUUCCCAAAUUUCCAUUUCCCGCCCAAUUACCUCACAUCGCAUCUUCAUCCUUCACUCUUCCUCUGUCUUCCCUAAAUUUCUGGUCUUACCCUCAUGGCCUCAUCCCCUGGACCUCUGCCUCUCAUCGGCUCAUCCCAAUUCCAUCGCUCUUCACCCAGCCUCUGGCCACAGACUCCAGUCCCAUUCGACAAACAAGCAGCGGCAGCAACAUCGAGUUCGAGGUUCCUUUUCUUUCAAAUACAAUGCUCUGAUUCUAACCCUAAUCGGGGUUUUGGUUCCAAAAAGUCCAACAGAAAGGCAAACAAGGCCAGUACAUCAAGGGAGGAGAAGGGUAUGAAAUCACAACAAAGGAAAUCAACUAGUAAACAAUAUGGUCCUUCACCUGCACGGGCACCUGGUUUAAGUGUUCAAUUUGAUGGAAAAUCUAACAGCAGUUCCUUGGAUAUUGGCUUUGAGGAACGGCUGGAAGCAAUUAGAAGGGCUGCACUCGAACAGAAAAAGGCAGAGGAACAAAAAGAAUUUGGAGCAAUUGACUAUGAUGCACCUGUUGAAUCAGAGAAUAAAACAAUUGGGCUUGGUGCUAGGAUUGGAGUAGGAGUAGCUGUUGUGGUCUUUGGUUUGGUUUUUGCUCUUGGAGACUUUCUUCCCUCAAGAAGUGUUAAUCCACCUGAGGAAGCUGCAGUGAUUGACAAGAAACUGUCGCAAGAACAGGAAGCUACUCUUCAGGCUAGGCUGAAACAGUUUGAGGCAACGCUAAGUACCUCUCCAAAAGAUCCAAUUGCCCUUGAAGGAGCAGCAGUUACAUUGACAGAAUUAGGGGACUACGCUCGGGCAGCCUCUCUCCUUCAGGACUUGGCAAAGGAGAAACCAGGCGACCCUGAUGUUUUUCGUUUGCUUGGAGAAGUUAAAUAUGAACUUAAGGAUUACGAUGGUAGUGCUGCUGCAUACAAACUUUCUACAGCGGUGUCCAAAGAUGUUGAUUUUGAGGUUUUACGGGGCCUUACAAAUGCAUUGCUUGCUGCUAAAAGGCCGGAUGAGGCUGUUCAAUUCCUUCUGUCCUCUCGUGAACACCUGAAUAUGGAAAGAUCAACUCGUCCUAAUCUCAAGGCUGACAGCAAUAAAAUGGAAACAGAAUCACAGAAGGUGGAUCCUAUUCAGGUUGAUUUACUUCUGGGGAAAGCCUAUUCAGACUGGGGCCAUGUUCGUGAUGCGGUAGCUGUUUAUGACCAGCUAAUUUCUAGCCACCCAAAUGACUUCCGAGGUUACUUAGCCAAGUAGGAAAAUGAUUGAUUACAUUAUGGCAAGAUAAAAAACAAAGCCCCCUAACAUCAAUGAGCAGGUACCAAGUUGAUUGCCAUUCCUAAAUUAUGAAGCAUGUUUUUUGUAUGAGUAGUGCCAAUCUUAAAAGCUAACUGUUAAAGCUUAUGGUCGACCUGUCUUCAGGUUAUUGUUGUAAAGAUUAAUUUUUUGAUUAAUUUGUAGGCCUAAAUGAAAUAUGUGUUUGUACUAUUGUUCAAAGAAAAUUUCAAAUUAUAACCUUAAAUUGUUAGGUGAGAGAUCCAACUUUUAAUCUGUGAUCUAUAUAUAGGUGCACAUCUGUCUACCUGUAUUAUCAUAAGAGUUUACUUCGUAAAGUCUUAUUGUGGCAACCUCAAAUCUAUCUUGCUUUUAGUUCUAUUUUUCCUUUUAAUUCCCAUUCACUUCUGUAUAAGGCUCCAUCACCUGUUAACUUCUACUCAAUCAUUUCCUUUUACAUUGUCACUUGUCAAAGCUUCCCAUCUCCUUCAACCUUCUGCACUGAAAUAUUGUCGCUUUGGUGCCUUUGAUUGAAGUAACAAUUCAAUUAUAUUUAUAGGGGUUUUGCUUUUGCUUAUGUAGACCACCAUAGACAACUAUAUUUAUCUUAUUUCAUUAAGCUGUUCCUCUUAUUUGAACAUCAAAUAGAAGUUGUCUUAAUUACAUUUGCAAAUUUAAACCUUUAAAAUAUAAUAAUACGAAGGCCUAAAACUGGAAAUAAGUUAUGCUAUGUGUUUAUGCCCAAUUCAUUAGA